AUGGUACAAAAGAAAAAUCCUCCAAAGGUUAUAAAAGGGAUUUCCGAUGAUUUUAAUAGACCUAUAGAGGCAAAAAAUUCCAUUAUAUUAGACAAUGACUACGAGACAACUAUUAAUAUUUUAGCUCUUCCUCCCUGGUUUUUAAAUGUCUUUGAAAAAUUGGACCUCAAUAUAGAAGGUCUUAAUAAAGAUGGAGAAGAAAGUAAUAUAGAUAAAAAAGAAUGUAGUAUAAAGAAAAUAAUUGAUAAAAUCGAUAACUCUAUGAAAAUUGACCUUUGUUUUGUUCUAGAUUGUACUGAUGAUCCGGUUGAACCUGUUAAAGAUGAACCUGUUAAAGACGAUCAAAUUGAACCUGUUAGAGAUGAACCUGUUAAAGACGAUCCAAUUGAACGAGAUGAAGAUGAACCUGUUAGGGAUGAUCAAAUUGGACCUGUUAAAGAUGAUCCAACUAAACUUGUUAGAAGUGAUCCGGCUAAACUUGUUAGAGGUGAUCUAACUAAACUUGUUAAUAAAUUUGUAACUGCCAUUUUAUCAUCUAUUACCAGUACACUUGAAAGCUCACAACCAAACUGUGGUGUAUAUCAGAAUAAACCCGAUUGGAAACAUAUGGGUUUUAGAAAAU
Dentiscutata erythropus is the source of this 622-nucleotide messenger RNA. The record is from the annotation of a GenBank genome assembly. Lineage: Eukaryota; Fungi; Glomeromycota; Glomeromycetes; Diversisporales; Gigasporaceae.